Messenger RNA from Lytechinus pictus (painted urchin), 5855 nucleotides. Its product is annotated as phosphorylase b kinase regulatory subunit beta-like. Gene Ontology annotation, molecular function: calmodulin binding. The coding region runs from base 18 to 3206 and encodes 1062 amino acids. The transcript is spliced from 23 exons. Gene Ontology annotation, biological process: glycogen metabolic process. The record is from RefSeq and is a predicted model, not a curated record. NCBI's taxonomy places the organism in Eukaryota, Metazoa, Echinodermata, Echinoidea, Temnopleuroida, Toxopneustidae. Gene Ontology annotation, cellular component: phosphorylase kinase complex.
UUUCAGAGCUAUUCAAAAUGGCUCCAGAAGCAGACGACGAUUACCUGCAGCAGGUCAAAAGUUUGAACUAUUAUUACUGUUUGGUGAAACAGCAAAUAUUGAUUCACCAGAGCCCUGCAUUGGGAUUAUUUCCUGUCAACACAGAUACAAAGGUCAAAGAGGCAGGGGUCAGAGAGAGUGUUUACUCUGCCAUUGCUGUCUGGGCUCUAGCUCUCGCAUACCGAAAAGUUGAUGAUGAUGAUGGGAGGACAUAUGAAUUGGAGCAAAGUGCAGUAAAAUGUAUGAGAGGUCUGUUGUAUUGCUUUAUGAGGCAGGCUGACAGGGUGGACAAAUUUAAGAAUGUGCAGAGUGAGGAGUUUGCACUGCAUUCUCGCUAUGACCUGAACACAGGAAACACCCUACCAGAUAACUACCACCAUCUACAGAUUGAUUCUAUCUCACUCUAUCUUCUAUACUUGGUUCAGAUGAUUAAAUCAGGUCUUCAGAUUAUUUACACCCUAGAUGAAGUGAGUUUUGUACAGAAUCUUGUCUUCUACGUGGAGAGAGCGUACAGGACCCCUGACUUUGGGGUAUGGGAGAGAGGAAGCAAGUACAAUACAGGGAAGAAGGAACUUCAUGCAAGUUCUAUUGGUAUGGCCAAGGCAGCGUUGGAGGCGACUAACGGCUUUAAUCUAUUUGGUAAAGAAGGCACAUCUUGGUCCAUCUUGUAUGUUGAUCCUGAUGCCCAUGCCAGGAACAGUACUACUCUGGAGAGUCUCUUGCCCAGGGAGAGCAGUUCAAAGAACACAGAUGCUGCUCUCAUUGCGACUGUCAGCUUUCCAGCAUUUGCCCUGGAUGAUGAAUGCCUGGCAGAAAUCACCAUCGAUAAGAUCAAGCGAAAACUGCAAGGGAAGCACGGCUUCAAGAGGUUCCUCAGGGAUGGUUACGGGACGGUCCUUGAAGACAAGAAUCGAAAGUACUACAAACCCACCGAAGUAAAGUUGUAUGAAUCAAUAGAGUCUGAGUGGCCACUAUUCUUCAUCUUCAUGAUGUUGGAUGGAUUAGCAAAGAACAAGAGCAACCAGGUUGAGGAAUAUUACAAUCUACUCAAACCUCUCCUCAAACAAACAAAGUAUGGAAUGAUCGUGCCAAAGUACUACUACAUACCUAGAGGGUGUAUAGAAGGAGAGAGAGUGCAGCCAGGUAGCCAGCAGAGGAUCGCUAGUACAGAGGGCGAAGGAAACAAUGUAUUCCUAUGGGGGCAAUCUAUGUACAUCUUAUCAUGUCUUCUAAAGGAAGGGUUGGUGGAGAUGAGUGAGCUAGACCCUGAGGGACGAUAUCUUGGCUCAUCACUCUGCAAACGAUAUAGACACAACACAAGGCACUCGGCAUUUGAGAUGACUACAAAGGACAUGACUGUUCAGAUGGUGUUCAUAGCAGAGAGUACUCGUCUUCAAACUACACUGGCUACGUACGGCAUCCAGUCACAAACUCCAACCCAGAUCGAGCCUAUCGAGAUUUGGUCACCGUCUGAACUCAUUAAGGCUCUCGCUUUUCUUGGUCAGAACAAGAAGCUAGGAUUGACAGGGCGGCCUAACAGACCAAUAGGAAUCAUCGGCACAUCCAAGAUUUACCGUCUCCUUGGCAGAACUGUUAUCUGCUACCCUCUACAGUUUGAUCUUAUGGAUUUCUAUAUGUAUCAGGACAUCAACUUUCUUGUGGAUGAUAUAAAGAGCCUGGUUGCAUUUGUGAGGAAAAGCUGGAACUACGUUGGAAGACCAACACUCUGUCUGGUGAUAAGGGAAGAGCACUUUAUGGGUUCUGAAGGUAAUGCCAUGCUGGAGAUGCUUGCAUCCUUCAAGAGAGGGUCCUGCAAUGGAAUCAGAGUCAAGGUGGACAGACUACAGACCCUGAUAGCUUCCUCAUCGGUGGAACACCUAGACUUUCAGAUGCCGGAGGGAAGUGCUGCCAACCUGCUUUUCAAACCUUUAGAGGAACUUAAUGUGGAUCAUCUUCCUUUCAAGGCUCUCAAGAAAGCAUGCUCAUACAGUUCAGUCUUCCAACAAGAAGAGCGCCCUCUGAACAUCAAGGAAGUGGAGGUGAAAUCCACUUGGGAGGUUAUACAAGAGCUAGAGAGUAGGUCAUUGUUGCAAAAUCAGGCGGAGAUUCUUAGCUUGCUGCUAGACAGAGAGGGACCAAACUUUGUCUUUGAUGGAGCAAAUGUUGAUGAACGGAUGUCUAUUGUCUAUCAGAAGGCUCGUAUCAUGAAGGAUUGGUCUACUGUGAGGUAUUGUGCAAGUAUCAUGAGAAAGGUAGUAGACAGCCUUGCUCCGUCAGUCACCUCUUUGCUUGCUAAUGGCAAAUUUAUCACGGUUGGUGUGUUUGGGCAUGAGGAAGAGCUUAUUAGCCGUCCCAUCAACCCCAGCGAGAUCAAGAGCAUCAUCUUUGACCGUUGCCAGCGUUACAACGUCCGAGAGGCUGUCAUGCAGCAGGAGAUGAUUAUUGCUUUGGGCAAGCUCAUCUUCACAAGAAGAGAACUUUUCCAGAGUGUACUCAAGAUACGAGUAGGCUGGUUAUUGCAUGCCAUGAAGUCUGAGCUAGAGAUCACAUGGAAAGAAACAGUGCCUAUUCAUAGUCUCUGUCCCUCGCGACUCAAGGAUCUCCUCUGCCAUGUCUUAGAGGUCAAGAUGACCACCCUUAGUAACAGAACCUGGCUCCAGAGACGGCAGUUUAGCGGUGCUCUUAACAGAACCCCAGUCCGCUUCUAUGACAAGGUCUGGAAUAUAUUGGGGAGGACUCCAUCUGGGCUGAGCAUUGCAAACUACUACCUCCCACAGCAACCCACGCUGUCUGACAUGACCCAGACAGACCUGAACUUUGCCCUUCGCAUUGAGGAGAUGUUUGGACGUAUAUCCCAUCCAGAGUAUCGACAGCUCAUGGUAGAGCUUCUAUCUGUUGUUGCGACGAUCCUUGAAAGGAAUAGAGAACUGCAGUUUCAACACACUGUCAACAUGGACGCUUACAUCCAUGAAGCAUUUGGUCUGUACCGAGCGGACCAUAUGAAAGGAUCAAACCAUAAUCCAGAUGACCUGACACCGUUCUACAACCUGCCUCUUUCUGGAAAGAAAAGCACCUCCAACUACCUGGCAAGGGUAGUUACAAGUCAUCUUCUGGAUUCUUCCUCAGCCAUCGGAGGAGCGGGUGAAGAUUCUUGUACCGUAUCGUAAAAUCAAGCUACAAUCCAAAUGACCUGACAUUGUUCUACAACCUGCCAAUCUCCUGAAAGAAGAGCUCCUCUAAAAAAUACCUGGCGAGGCUUGUUACAAGUAAACUUCUUGACUCUUCAUUGGCCGUUGGAGGAGUGCGUGAAGAAUCUUGCUCUGUGCCCUAAAUCAAACCACCAAUCCUGAUGACCUCACCCCGUUCUACAACCUGCUUCUCUCUGGAAAGAAAAGCACCUCCAACUACCUGGCAAGGGUAGUUACAAGUCAUCUUCUGGAUUCUUCCUCAGCCAUCGGAGGAGCGGGUGAAGAUUCUUGUACCGUAUCGUAAAUUCAAGCUACAAUCCAAAUGACCUGACAUUGUUCUACAACCUGCCAAUCUCCUGAAAGAAGAGCUCCUCUAAAUACCUGGCGAGACUUGUUACAAAUAAACUUCUGGACUCUUCAUUGACCCUGUUCUACAACCUGCUUUUCUCUGGAAAGAAAAGCACCUAAGUCAUCUUCUGGAUUCUUCAUCAGUUGGCGGAGGAGCAGAUAAAGAAUCUUGUUCUGUAUCCAAGUAUCUAUCCACACUCCAGAUAACCAGACACUGUUCUACAACACUAUUCUACAACCUCUCUAGGGAAAUAGAGCAACUCCAACUACCUGGAGGAGCCGGUGAAGAAUCUUGCUCUGUAUCCUAAUAUCAAUCCACACUUCAGAAGACUCAACACCGUUUUACAACCUGCCUCUCUCUGGAAAAAGAGCUCCUCUAACUAUCUGGCAAGGAUAGUUACAAAUAGUCUUCUGGAUUCUUCACCAGCAUUUGGAGGAGUCGGUGAAGAAUCAUGCUCUGUAUCCUAAAAUCAAUCCACAAUCCAGAUGACCUGACACCGUUUUGCAACCUGCCCCUCUCUCUCUGGAAAGAGCACCUCCAACUAUCUGGUGAGGCUUGUUACAAGUCAUCUUUUUGGCCUAGUCAUUGAAGAGUCUGUGCUCUGUAUCAUAGAAUACAAUCACUGUUUGGUUUUAUUCUAGAAAUAAUCAUUUCUACAUGUGUGGAUCAUUUUAUAUUUCCUGGAAUGUUUAUGACUUUUUAGGCUCAUAACCUGCCAAUGGAACAUUACGUUUGUUGCUGCCAUUUAUCAUGGUGAAUUAUUCAUCCAAGACUGUAUUUGGAGGUGAAGACUAGAUGUAUUUUCUAGAUUUUCCACCAGCCAGUUUACUGUUUUGCUCAACACAAGGUCUGUCAAAGAUUUGAUGUUUGAAGAGACUUGCUGUCCAAAAUUAUGUCUUGGGUUGGUUUUACCUAUUAUAAAAUCUCUUAUAUACCAUUUAAAACAUGGUCAAUACAUAACCACAUAAUCAGUUUUAUGAGGAAACACAUAGGUAAAAGCAUUGUAUUUGCCAAAGAUUAUUUACUAAUGCCUCCUAAAGAUGCAGAAAAAUGUGAAACUAGUGUGAAUUACAAAUAUAGUGUCUUUAGUUUGACACCAUAUUGUUACCAAUUGCAAGAAAGCAGAACUCAUGUACAAUAUAUUUAUUUAUCAAAGCUGUGUUAUAUUUACACUGUGUACAUAUAUUUUAAUGUGAUGUGUAACAAAGAGAUGCAAUAUUUAUUUUUUGUUGUUCAUAACUAUUACACAAGACUGUUGUUUCAGUUUAUACAAGGGAAUGUUUCAUAAAACCAUAUAUAAUUCAUGCAUGACUGAAACAUGUUUUUUGGUGUUAACCAAGUUUCUUGAUCAAUUCUUGAUACCGACAAUAACCAAAAGUUCUUGGAUGUAGCUCACGCCAUUUGUGUGACCCAGAAACUUCUGGAAGCUUGAAGGUAAGAAUAGUAGGCCUAUAUGGCAAGAGGGACAACAAAAGUAGUUUGAUGAGGGAGUUUUUAAUUCAGUUCCACUUUUUGAAACACCAGAAGAAAAUUUGGGAUAACUGAUUUAGCAUAAACAGCAUGUUCCAGUCAAGUCAUGCUCUGCUAUAUUUCUAUAAAACAACUCAAGGAUUGUUUUGAAGAAAUUACAGACAGUUUUGACAUCAUGUCAGUUGGUAAUCCUUGAUAGGCUGAUAAAUGUUUAUUAGAAAUGAAACUAUGUGCAUUUAUGUUCUGAAAGGUCAGGGUUUUAAUCCUACAUAAUAACAUUGUCAUAUCAUCAUACAGUAUUCAUGUCAAUAUCUAUAUAAAUUAAAAUAAUGAUAAUGCCUGAACUUUGUAGUCUGUCUUUUCUCUCUAAAAAGCAAGAUGAUGUAGCAAGAUUUCUUUUAUUUUUGUAGGGAUUUUCAUCCCAUUUAUUGUUGCUCCUCUUUCAUACCACCUCUUCAUUCCCUUUCCAACAUCACCUCCCCCCCCCCUCUCUCUCUCUCCUUAUACGUCCAUAUUCCCUUGUAAUAAUUAUUUCAAUAUACUACUAAAAAACACACUUGGCACUAUCUUUUCUCUCCCACUCGACGCUGAUGCCAACAAUGCACUUUUGAAAACUCCAUGUACUUUUUUCCCAUAUUUUUAUUUCAACAGUUUUUCAUAUUUUUUUUAAAUAUUCACAUUAUGUACAUACUAUAUACUCAUUAUCAUACAAAAUGUUUGGCCGAUAAAAACUACCAACAAAAACAAACAACCACUACACACAGAAAUGCCUGCAUAGCAAAUUAUCAUACUUCUGUUAAAAACUGGAU